This is a messenger RNA of Symbiodinium sp. CCMP2456, 3168 nucleotides long. The record is from the annotation of a GenBank genome assembly. NCBI's taxonomy places the organism in Eukaryota, Dinophyceae, Suessiales, Symbiodiniaceae.
AUGCCCUCGCCGGGCCUGCAGUUGCCCAGGACAAAGAGCUCGGCGGUGAAUCGCCCGUGCUCGAGGCGGCCUCACCUCGAUGCCUUGGCACGCUGGGCACGAGCCGGACGAUGGGGUCAGGUGGCCAAAGUGUUGGCACGCAUGGAGCAGGCCGGAAUUGAGCCCGCGGUGGCAAGCUUCAACAUCAUUGUGUCUGCUGCAGCAUCUGCCAUGCACUGGUUGAGGGCCCUUCAGGCUGCAACAGAGGGACGAGAUGCUGGUAUCCCUGGCGACGCUGUCGGUCAGACAUCGGUGCUACACCUGUGCAAACAGCUGCGACGCUGGCAGCUUGCAGUGCACCAUCUACAAAGUCUGCCGCUGCUGGGAGUUCAAUGCAACGCCAUCCAUGUCCAUGUGGUGCUCAGCAGCCUGCCACAGGAAGAUUGGCCCAAAACAGUCGCCCUAUUCCGAGAGCUGUCCUUGCAGGGUGUGACCUUGGAUGCAGUCGCUCGGAGACCGCUACUGCGUUCGCAGUGGCAGCAUGCACUGGCGGAGUUCGCGUGGAGAUGUCACGGUGACCUCGCAUCGGCGUCAUCGUUCACUGCCGCCUGCUCAGCAGCAGGAGUGUGGACACAGGCGCUGGUUGUGUGUCAACGGCUCCGGGGCCACGCUGACCGCAUUUGCUUCAACUCGGCUGCUUCCGCCUUCGAGCGCUCCGGACCAUGGCAGUUCGCUGUUCGGCUGUUUGUUGCCCCUACCAAGAACGAGGCACCUGAUGAAACUGGUCUGGCCUCGGCACAGAUCGCCGUGAGCAGCGGAGGCGCAUGGCGUGCGAGGCUGCAGCUGCUCGAACAUGCCCAGCAUCAGGCCCUGAGACCGCAUCUGAUGCUCUCUACCUUCGACCCGGGCACGCUGCGAUCAACGCCCUGCCUUUGGUUACAAGUGCUAGAGUUUCGUGCGGGCCAUGCUGAAGAGUUCGCGGCCAGUGCGGAGGGCCUGCAGGAGGCUUCCCGCUGGAUCGAGGCUUGCGAUCUUUUGAUCCGCCUUGCCGCCAGCAGAGCCGACCAAGCGAAUAGCUGGAGAGUGGCCAUGCGCAGGCUGACCGUUGUCAUGUCCGCGCAGACCCAAACCUGGCAACGGUCCCUGGCUGCUUUGACAGCUGCAAAGCGCUCGGGCCUGCGGCCUGCGACGAUUCACCACGAUUGGGGAGUGAGCGCUCUCGAGAAAGGGCUCCAGUGGGAAGGAGCCUGCGAGCUGUUGGGGCUGAUGCCUUCCAGAAGGAUGAGCCCUCGAGCCCAAGGCUGCAACGCUGGAGUCGCUGCAUGUGCCAAGGGCGAGCAGUGGCCAAUGUCGCUGCGGUGGAUUCUCUGCAUGUCCAAGGACACUCUGACCCCCGAUGAGAUGAGCCUUGGGUCCUUCAUCUGUGCGGCUGGUGCCCAUGCAUGGCGGCAAGUGCUGGGGCUCUUGCUGUGUCUUGAUCCAAUGAAUUCGCUGUGGUCUCCGACCUUUUUCCCAUGGGCUUUAGCCAAGCUGGGCUGCCGGACCCCACGCGCUGCAGAGGCGCUGGCCCGCGCAGUACAGUGGCCUCUGAGUGCAGCAGAGGUCACAUCAUCUGCCUGGGCUGCAGCCAACCUCGGAAUCUUUGGUCCGGGUAUUACUCACCAACUGGAGAAGCAAGUGAUGCAAUGCCACAAGAACUGCACUCUCGAGGAGCUGCGAGUCGUUACUGCGGCGGGAGCUGCACUGAACCUCGGUCAGAGACUUUUCCGGGCAAUAGCCGAAGAGGCUGAGCGACGAAUGCUUUCGAUGAAAGUCGGAUGCGCGGCCGACAAGGAUUGGCAGGACCUCCUGGGCAUCGUGAGGGCCUUGCACUCCAUCGACCUCCUCCCAGAGCGCCUGCACCGACUCACCAAGGCAUGCUUCUGCGCAGAGACAGUGGACGCAGCAUCCUUUUCGCAAGGGCCGGACCCUGUCGUGCUGGAGAAACCGGCUGGAUGGGAGGUUUAUGGUGGGCAUGGACAGCUUCAGCUGCGAGACAAGCUCAUCAGAAGCGCUGGCAACUACCCCAUCUUCCACGAUGCCGCUCGCGACUUUGGUUUCAUCCACCGCCUGGACGUGCCAAGUUCCGGCUUGAUUCUGGCAGCAAAGACCUAUCGCACACAUAGCUAUCUCCAGCUGCAGCUGCACACAGGAGUGCUGCUGCGUGAGUACUUCGUCGUGAGCCACGGAUGGCUAACACCAGCACGGCGCGCGAUCUCUGCUGCACUGGACGAUGAUGCCGAAACGACCCGUGCAGGUAUCGGCAAAGCCGCGCUAACGAAGUUAAAGGUUCAGGUGCAAUGCCACCUUGAAGGUGAAGCUUUCACUGCUGUAGCUGUGCAGCUUGGUACUGGUCGAAAACACCAAAUCAGGAGCCAUCUGGCCCAUGUCGGCCACCCAGUGGCGCGUGAUGGCCGCUACAGCAGCUCUGCAAGCUUCCGCGGAGAUGGAAGCCUUUGCAACAGCAACUUCUUGCAUCGGCAGCGGCUGGCCUUCUUCGAUUCGAGUGGUAAGUGGCAUGACGCCAAGGCACCAUUGCCAUCCCUGCUAGCCACAGCCCUGGAAUCGCUACACGAGCGGCGGGCAACUUCAACUGGUCUCCUGCAGCAAUGCACCGGCGAUGUGCAAAGUUGGGAUGUGGCUACCAAAGGGGACCGCCGUGUUGUCUACGCUCGACUGAUGGCUAUCCGAGCUCUUGCACCGCUGGCAGCAAGUGGCAACAAGCGAGCCAUCGACUCGGUAGUUGCUGGCCUCAAGGACCAGCAUACCUCAGUGCGAGAAGGGGCUUUGGAGGAGCUUGCAAAGAUCGCCAGCAACGGAGACAGUGUUAAUGGCGGGGAGCUUUCCGCACGCCUCAGUGCAGUGAAGGCUCUGGCUGCCGAGACUUCAGAUUCUGCUGUCGCGGCCGUCCUAGGCAAUUGCCUUGAGGAUUGGCAUGCCGCCGUUCAGAAAGCCGCAGCAUGUGGCCUUGAAAAGUUUGUGGGCAAGGCAGGCUCCGAUCCGGCAGCCUCCAAGGCAAUCGAGGCAUUCAGCGUCCGUGCUCUGCGGGGCGACAGAUCUGGGCUGACGGCCCUGAUGACCGCGCUUGAGUGGGGGCCAUGUAAGCCAUACCUGCGGGUAGUGCAGGCUGCACGAUGGCAGUGGCAGUAG